Messenger RNA from Suillus bovinus, 471 nucleotides. RefSeq lists its product as uncharacterized. The transcript has a single exon. NCBI's taxonomy places the organism in Eukaryota, Fungi, Basidiomycota, Agaricomycetes, Boletales, Suillaceae. Bases 126 to 407 code for a protein of 93 amino acids. The record is from RefSeq and is a predicted model, not a curated record.
AAUGAGAUCGGAACAAGAGACCGGAAAUUUAAACGCAAGAUAUAAAAACUGGCCGUCGUCUUAUAGUGUUCUCCCAUUAUCAGAGAAAUCCUCCUCAGAACAUUCCAUAUCACCUCGUACGCAAGAUGCGCUCCUCCUGGCUUGCCAUCGUUAUUUCUUUGUCAGCAUCUAUGCUUGUCAGAGCAUCCGAAGAAUGUAGCAUAACAUAUUGCAGAGUAACAUCUGAUUGCUGCUACGACACCAUGGAGUGCGUAUUUGAAAACGUGAGUAUAAGCACGUCACUGUGCUACCAGGAUUCAGCGCUCAGCCACAUGACUUACCUGCACGGCAUAGGAUAUCUAUGUCUGUUUGUCCUAGGUUGCAAUUUCGUGAUGAGUGAAGAAUGGGAUGAGAGAUCGAGUAUUUGAGCGAGUGUUCUGUAGUAAUGACAAAGAGAGCCUAUUCCAAACGUGGAUUCCAGACCUGAAAAAC